GAUCUGCAUUGUAAGUAGCUCUGAGGGCAGCAAGUGGUGGCUGUUUUGUCAACCUGUUUUUGUUUUUUCUGAGGAAGAGAACAAGAAGAAGAGGGGCAAGGAGAAACAGCAACAGAGCACAGUUUUCAAAACUCUGAGCUGUGUUAAAGAAAAGAAAACUCUGAGGGAGGAGAAGGAAGGAGAGAAGCCGGGAGGAACACAAGGCAGCAAUGGAUAACAGAGUGGCUCGGUCUGACCCUGGGAUGGCCUGGAUUCACACACUGCUGCUGGCCACCCUCCAGCGCACACACUAGGCUGCUAACGCAAGUCAGCUCCAUGUGCCUGUUCAGCCAUGCUCCCUGGGUAUGGAUUCUCACCUUUUCCUGAUUUUCAACCCCACCUUCACGCAUUUCGCUGCCGAGGAGAGAGUCCCAGCAUGUGGAUCCCAGGUUCAGGAGAGUCCCAGGGUCUGAGUGAGGGCCAGGAGGAUGGGCCUCUCCUCCACCCAUGCCACCACAAGCAUGUCGCUGUAUGCCAGCAGGAAACAUUGGCUUUUAUUGAGCUACAACCACCAGCGACUCCUAAAUUAAACGGUUUUGGCUCUCCGCGGCCAACCAUUAUUCCAGACGCACAAAGCACAACAUGCUCCGUGUCAGUGAAUGGUUUCAGACACGCACUAAAUGAACUCAAUGAUAUGGAGAGCAGUCGUCACAGGACAGACAACGAACAUGAAAUUAAUCUGAAUUUAAACUCUCACACACAUGCCACGGGUGACGGUGAGCUUGAAUGCCAAAAUGUCAUGAGGACUUCUUUGCAGGAGGAGAGUGAAAAGCCUCGAACUGUUACAACAGUAUGUCGUCCUCUCCACUCAGCUCUUAGCCUCCCUCUGUCAUACCCUCUGUCCUCUCUCUACACAAACAGAAACUCCUGGGAAUCUCAGUUACCUUGUUCCCCAUCCCCACCUGAAUGUCCUGGGUUUCAGAGCCCAGACUCCUACCAGCCUCAGAGGAGAGCAUCGCAGGGUUCCCUCAAAGAAAAGUCUAUCCGACGGAAGAUGCAGGUUUAUUCCCCGGACAGCCCAAGUGAUGAAUCCCUCAGCAGCCCAAUCCUGGAUGCAGACUACAUCUUUCCUGGACCUUUUGCAUCUUUCCUGGAGGAGGACCUGUGUGGAUUAUCUUCCCUGGAGGCAGUUUCAACUCCUUCAUCCACAGACGGUGCUUCCGAUCUCCCAAGCUUCAGUCAUGACGAUAUUUUUAAUCUACCUGAGGAACCUCUACACAUCAUAGAGGAUUCAAUACCAGGCAUGGGGGAGGAGAGCAGGAGCAUUGUGACGUCGAGUGCCACAGGAGGCUUUUUAUCACGUAGCCGUCAAGGGGACCAAGAACGGCGGCGCUUCUCGGCUUCAGAGCUAAUAUCCAGACUGCAGCUGUCUCAAAGGAAGAACUCCUUCACUCUGAAGCUAGGAAAGUCUCUGUCCGCUCGGGUAGCCUCUAGGGACCGACAGAGCUCCAACAGCCUCACACCCAACCCUGAUUGUAAGUUCAACUCUAGACACCGAAGCUCAGGAGGUUCGAGUGAUAGCGCCCCCCACAGUCCUGUAGGACCAGCACCUCCACUGCCCAGCGGCGAUAAUGGGAUGCCUUUGAAUCGGUGGAGCACAAAACUGGGAAUGCGAAAGAAAUCUGUAGAGGAGGACUUGGGAACACUUCCACCUGCUCCUAGUUCUAAUCGACUAUCACGCUUUUUACCAAGUUCAAUUCUGUAUCAGGAAUACAGUGACGUUGCCAUCAACAGAGAGAUUCAGAGGCAGCAGGGGAAGGAGCCAGGCACAGAGGAGGAAGGGCUCAAGGAUGAGGGCUCAGACGGGACCCCGUCUCCAUCCAAUCUGUCUCCAUCCAGCUCCUUUCGCUCCUCACGAGGCUCUGCUUUUGCGCUGUGGCAGGAUAUACCUGAUGUUCGAACCAGUGGCCAGCUCGACAACUUCAGCAAUGAGGAAAGAAAGUUACAGGAGGCAAAGUUUGAGCUGGUGACAUCUGAGGCUUCGUACAUUCGUAGCCUGACAAUCGCAGUGGAUCACUUCAUGUUAUCGCAGGAGCUUGCUGAGUGUCUUGGGGCUCAGGAUAAGCAGUGGCUCUUCUCCAAGCUGCCUGAAGUCAAAGAUGUCAGUGAAAGGUUCCUUCAGGAUCUGGAGCACAGGCUGGAGGAAGACAUUCUCCGUUUUGAUGUGUGCGACAUCGUCCUUGAUCACUGCCCUGCCCUGCGAAGGGUCUAUUUACCUUAUGUAACAAACCAGGCCUAUCAAGAGCAGACAUACCAACGUUUACUGCACGAAAACCCUCGUUUCCCCGGGAUCUUGGCUCGGCUGGAGGAGGACCCCAUCUGCCAAAGACUUCCUCUGACCUCUUUUCUAAUCCUCCCGUUUCAGAGGAUCACACGACUUAAAAUGCUGGUGGAGAAUAUCUUAAAGAGGACAACUCCAGGCUCUCGAGAUGAGGACACUGCCACUAAAGCUUUCAAUGAGCUAAAAAAGAUCAUCAAAGAAUGUAACUCCAGUGUGCAGUCAAUGAAAAGGAUGGAGGAGCUCAUCCACCUCAACAAGAAGAUUCACUUUGAGGGCAAGAUCUUUCCUCUGAUCUCUCAGUCCCGUUGGCUAGUGAAGCACGGUGAACUCCUGGAAGUGGACACUCAGACAAUGAGCAUUUCUGGAUCAAAGUUCAAGUUACCCACCAAGCCUGUGUACCUCCACCUGUUCAAUGACUGCUUGUUGCUGUCCAGGAGGAAGGAUACGUGGAAGUUCAUGGUGUUCGUGCAUGCAAAAAUAGGAGAGCUGAAAGUGAAGGAUCUCAGUCAGAAACUGCAAGGCAUCUCAGGCUUUAUCUUCUACCUGCAGCUGUGUGAAGGCCAGCAGCUCAAACAUCAGAUCCUGCUCAAGUCACCGACCGAGAGCGGGAAGCAGAGAUGGAUCACAGCAAUGUUUCCAUCUGACCCACUUGAAGACAUCGAACAAGCAAGUGAAAAUGAUGACAUAUCCCAGGUUCAGUGCAUCAAAAGCUAUCAGGCCCAAGAGCAUGACGAGCUAACUCUGGAGAAAGCCGACAUUCUUCACGCUAAGACCAUUACAAGUGACGGCUGGGUGGAAGGCAUCAGACUUUCGGAUGGGGAGCGGGGCUGGUUCCCCAAAACCUACGUGGAGGAAAUCACAAGUCGCAGCGCGCGCCUCCGCAACCUCCGGGAAAAUAUCCGCAUCAAAUGUGUCACACAGAAACUGAGGGGAAAGGACUGACCAUUUUUACUGUCCUGUGUCAAAGGUGCAUUUCAGUUGUUUAGUUGCAUUCCUAAGCUUUUGGAUGUUUGUUUUCAUUUUAGAUGGAUACAAGGUUGUUUGGCAUACAGACACUUAAACAAGCAAACAUUUUUUAAAAGUCUUCGCAUGGUUGCUAAACCCUGUAUCAGCAGUUUCCUUUAGCAUGCUAGUUCUGGAUACACAUUUUAAAUGAGGGUGCAAAGCCCAUUUUACAUAUUUAGCUUAAAAAGGGCUUUUAUAUACCAAGAGCCCAUCGAUAAAAGUUCACAAGAGGACAUUUUUAAACUUCAUGCAUGCUUUCUAUGAAUGCAUUUCAUACCAUUUUACAGAGCAUUUGCAAGCAUCUCUGUGGUGAAUAUUGUAUAAAUACAUGCACUUUGUCACCACAGGUAGUAACUACAUAUCCAGGUUCAUAUCCAGCAGCGAAUGUGCAUUUAAAGUCACUAUGUUUUUCUACUGUCAUGCCUCACGUUGAACUGUCUUGUGCAGUUCUGUGAGGUCGUUGCUGCCUGAUGGUUUCCAGCCCAAAAGCUGUUCAGAAGCCAGCACGUCCACAAACCACCCUAAAAGAAUAGAUCGAUGUUUAGUUUAGUACUUUGACUUUGCUUACGCUACUGUAACAAAUCACUGCUGUCGAAGCAUAGAAAUCAUCCAGCAACAAACCGCGGCAGCCAACCACCAAAACUACUCACAUCUGGCUACUUGGAAGCGAUUUCACAAAUGAUUGUAGUCCACUGAUAAGAAGAUGUAGCUCAUUUCUAAUCUUUAGAAAGUGGCACACACAUACACACACACACACCUGCACUUUGCUUUUAUUUCAAAUAAGAAAUAAAAAGAAUAAUAAGAAAAACUGCCAAAAUUUAUUUAUUUUUUUUUUUACCAGCAAAAUAAAAUUCAAAUAAACUUGUGAGAUUCAGGAGCUUCACUCAAUGCUGCUGAGAUGUGUCAGGACUUAUCUUUUUGUCUAAGAGCAACUGCAAGUUUAAAGUUUAAAAUUGAAGCCAUUUUUUGGAUCCCACUGUAACAUCCAGUUAUAUAGUGCGAAUAAAGCACUAGACAUUUUUUAAUCGUCAACGAUGCCAAUGCAAAGACUCAAACCACCUGUGCAGCCGUAGCCUACCAUGUCGAGACUCACAAUUGCUGUGGGCUGUUAUUUUAAGUCCCAGUCACAUGAUCCUGCUGCUGUAAAUAUUGACCAGAGCUGCAUACGUGUCUUAAUCUGCUAAAAAUAGUCCCCAACAAAUGCACUCUUUACACCUCUUUAAAUAGCAUCUGCUAAGAAAUAACACCACCAACAACAAAAAUACAAUCCACAGUUGUUUUUAAAGGAAAAAUCCUGUUUGAUACGCAUGGGUUGGAAUGGUAAGGUUUAGUCUUAAAAUCUCUUUGUGUUCUUCAAAACUAAAAAAUAGACAAAUACACCCAAUUCAUCAUGGAAAGCAAUUACAUUGAGCACCUGUGUGGUCAAUGUCCACAUUUGACACUCUUGGUGUAAAUCAUCUUGGUUUAACACCAGUUGAAUAAAAUCUAGACAAUUAUACUACCGUAAUAGUACGGAAUAAAACACUUCUAUCAUAUGCUAAGCACUAACUUACAUUUAGGUUAACACAUUACAUCCACAUUCUCUAAUAGAAGUAAAUAAAAUAAAGAAAUGUCAGAAUGAUCAAUAGCACAGUGUAACUGAGCUAAGACCUGUUUUUAAUGGACCACUAUAAUCAAAACUCAAACUCCUCCAGUGGCACAUAAAAUGUUUUGUAACCCCAAUAUUUUCUUUACCUAAGUGGUUAGUUGUAAUUUAAACGGUUGCUGUUGCAGCGUGUGUAUUUAUACUCCUCUAGCUGGUUGUUCUCUAAGGAGAUUCUGAUAUAAAAUGUAAAUGUAUUUCACUGUAGAUGGCUUCAUGUAUAAAGAGUAGAAACAUGA
Mugil cephalus (flathead mullet) is the source of this 5206-nucleotide messenger RNA. RefSeq names its product Rho guanine nucleotide exchange factor (GEF) 19 (gene arhgef19). Lineage: Eukaryota; Metazoa; Chordata; Actinopteri; Mugiliformes; Mugilidae. The transcript is spliced from 16 exons. Gene Ontology annotation, biological process: regulation of actin cytoskeleton organization; activation of GTPase activity. The coding region runs from base 332 to 3262 and encodes 976 amino acids. The record is from RefSeq and is a predicted model, not a curated record. Gene Ontology annotation, molecular function: guanyl-nucleotide exchange factor activity; protein binding.